Rattus norvegicus (Norway rat) is the source of this 1870-nucleotide messenger RNA. It is a transcript of the gene Rpp14, whose product is annotated as ribonuclease P/MRP subunit p14. The record is from RefSeq and is marked validated. Lineage: Eukaryota; Metazoa; Chordata; Mammalia; Rodentia; Muridae. Gene Ontology annotation, molecular function: (3R)-hydroxyacyl-[acyl-carrier-protein] dehydratase activity; 3-hydroxyacyl-CoA dehydratase activity. The coding region runs from base 366 to 734 and encodes 122 amino acids. The transcript is spliced from 7 exons.
GUCCGGCGAUGCGUCUGUGGGGCGGUGCGGAACGGACUCUAAUGUAAAUACACCAGUUUUCCAGGACCAAACUUGGGCUGCUGCGUGGGAACUCCGACCCGUGCCGAGUUGUAGUAAGCCUGCAAUUGACAGGAACGCGGCUAUCCCAGUGAGCGGCUUCGUUCUGCGCCGGGACGGCUUAACCGCGCGCGGCAGUGCCCAGGAAGAACAAGAGAGAGUGUUGAAUCCUCUGGAACUGGAGUAUAAACUUAUGUCAGCCACCCUGUGGGUACUGGAAAAUCAACCCAGCCAGCUUCUCUACAAGAACAGCAAGUGCUCUGAACAGCUGAGACAUCUCUCCAGCCCUAAGUACCCCAUGUUGGAAGAUGCCAGCUACUGCUUAUGAAAGGGUAGUUUAUAAGAGCCCUUCGGAGUACCACUACAUGAAAGUCUGCUUAGAGUUUCAGGAACAUGGGGUUGGACUGAAUGGAGCCCAGUUCAAACAGCUACUUGUUUCAGCGCUGAAAGACCUGUUUGGGGAGGUUGGCGCUGCUUUACCUGUGGAUGUUCUCACUUAUGAUGAGACCACACUGUCAGCCAUCUUGAGAGUAUGCAGCAGUGGUCUGGCCAAAUUGUGGAGCUCUUUGACCCUGUUUGGAGCCUAUAAAGGCAAGAAAUGUGCCUUCAGAGUGAGUCAGGUGUCUCCCUUUCUCCUCGCGUUAUCUGGCAAUAGCAGGGAACAAGUAUUGGACUGAGCUCUUACAGUUCCAGAUACAAACACUCUCGACAGUGUCCUUAGGUGUCUACGCAGUUUGGAAACAAGCAGGCUAAAGCCCCUAUUGUUGACAUCCGGAGAUGCUGAAGAUGUGGAGUGGGCUUCAGAGGAGACUGUGGCAGCAUCGUGUGGUACCAACAGGGCAGUGUUUUCGGUGUGUGCACAUGAAAGUUGGAGACCGCGCUGAACUUAGCAGAGCCUUCACACAGCAGGACGUGGCUACCUUCUCAGAGUUAACGGGAGACGCCAAUCCUUUGCAUUUAAGUGAAGAUUUUGCAAAGCACACCAGGUUUGGAAAGACAGUUGUGCAUGGAGUUUUGAUAAAUGGACUUAUUUCAGCUCUCCUGGGCACUAAAAUGCCAGGGCCAGGCUGUGUGUUUCUUUCCCAGGAGAUUAAAUUCCCAGCUCCUUUGUAUAUUGGAGAAGUGGUUUUAGCAUCGGCAGAAGUGAAAAGGUUGAAGCAGUCUGUUGCUGUUGUUGAAGUGUCCUGCUGUGUAAUAGAAAGUAAGAAGACAGUUAUGGAAGGCUUGGUUAAAAUUAUGGUCCCAGGAGCUCCUAGAUCCUGAAAUAGAAAUGUAAAGUUGUACGUUCAGACCCUGUGCUCUUGCUAUCAGUGACUUCUGGGCAGCUGGGCUGUUGCUCUUCAAGAAGUACACGCAGAAGCCAUGUGUGGGAGAGGAGAUUUCCAGAUUAGCGCGUGGUUUGUCCAGACUUACAUGCAAGAGCUCGUCAUCUACGAGGUUUGGAUUUCUUUUUUCCAAUUAAAAAACAGUUGAGAGGGGUCGGGGAUUUAGCUCAGUGGUAGAGCGCUUGCCUAGGAAGCGCAAGGCCCUGGGUUCGGUCCCCAGCUCCAAAAAAAAGAACCAAAAAAAAAAAAAACAAAACAGUUGAGAGAGGCUGGAGAGGUGGCUUCUCAGCUAAGAACACUGGCUGCUCUUCCAGAGGAUCUGGGUUCAACUCCUAGUACCCACAUGGCGGCUCACAACUGUCUGUAACUCCAGUCUCAGGUGAUCCCACACCGUCUUCUGACCUAUGCCGAAACUACAUGCACAUGGUACACUGACGUACAUGCAGGCAAAAUACAAAUACAAUAAUAAUAAAGUCUUUUUAAAUUGA